Messenger RNA from Saccostrea cuccullata (small rock oyster), 638 nucleotides. RefSeq lists its product as uncharacterized. The annotation marks the transcript as partial. The transcript has 4 exons. NCBI's taxonomy places the organism in Eukaryota, Metazoa, Mollusca, Bivalvia, Ostreida, Ostreidae. The record is from RefSeq and is a predicted model, not a curated record.
UUUAGUUAUUUGAUUAUGCAUAAAUCAUUUGUUCAUGGAGAGUCUAUCGGCAUGGUCAGUUUAAUAAUAUAAUAAUGUAUCUUGUAUUCUUAUUCUUGAUCACUGUCAGCUUAAGAGAAGUCGUGGGAUCAUGUAAAAGAGCAUCGCUUGGUAAUUGCUGCACGGGAUAUAUAUACAAUUUUGAGACGAGUAAAUGCGAAGAAUGCUCCAUCGGACUUACGGGACCAAAUUGUUCUUUACAAUGCCGCUACCCUAGUUAUGGACGUCUUUGUCAACAACAAUGUGAUUGCACUGAAAUAUACUGUAAUAAAAUCGUCGGCUGUGUGAGCAUUGAAAAAGGAGAUCCCUCCAAACCGGUACUCAUUGUCUUUGUGGUCAUCCUUUCCCUUAUCCUUUUGGCUAUUUCUGUCCGAAAAUUAUGGACUGAAGGAUUCUUUGCAAAAUGGAAAAGGGUUGUACAUAUGGACACAAAUCAAGAAGUUAGUAGAAAAAGCGAAACACAUUUUUAUGUUGACGUACUGGACAAUAAAAACGAAGAAAGCGCAAAUACAAUUGGAAAUGGAUCAGAGGAAGGGAAUUAUGCUGAGCCCACUGCAAUCAACUAUGCAAGCACGUCAAAGGAGUACAUGUACCAGAGG